UCCCGGACUGCUCCCCUGAGCUAAGCUGCUGCCCAACAAGAACUUCCACACCACUUGCCCACCCUCUCUCUCUCUCUCUCGAUUCUCUGCCGGCUCUCCCUCGAGCUCAUCGACUCCUACAUGGAGAACUCCGAGGGGCCGUCCCCGGACUCCGGUGAUCGCACGGCACCGGUUCAGGAUGUCGAUGCCCAAACUACACCUGGGUAUAAUUCGCGAAGGCCAAACCUUUCUUUGCAAAUACCAGCUAGGACCUUGGAUACCAGUGUACAGACUUCGACAAGGGUUACUAUAUCCCCCAGCCCUAGUUCAACGAGAGUGGGUUUGCCACCAAGACCUAAUUCAACGAGAACAAAAUCAUCUAUCAAGAACAUCAAUCCUCAGAACAGUUUCAGAGCAAGGAGUUCAGCCCAGGAAGGUGAUCGAGUGGUCCUUCUAAAUCCUGGGACGUCAUCUGAAGGGCAGCAGGAUAACCCAACCACAGCAAGAUCGUUUUCUUUUAGAAAGGUCAUUAGCUCAUUAUCGGCAAAAAGGACCCAUUCUCUUCCAGUCACGCCUGUAGGAACUACUGACAAGACUGCAUCUCCUGCAAAUCAAUUAGAUACCCUGCCAACUACAUCUACUGAAGGAGUUGAAGCAAAAAUUAGGCGUUCACUUUCAGUACCAGGAAAUCGCAAAAACAGAAGUUUGAGGAGGGCAGAUUCAAUAGGCGUCAUUCGUGUGAUUCCAACAACCCCACGAUCUGUGCCAGUCGAUGCAACCACAUCGAAUGAUGUAAUUGAAGAAACAAUCGAUGUCCCUGAAAAUGGAGGUGAAGAUAUUCCUGAAGAAGAGGCAGUCUGCAGAAUUUGUUUUAUUGAGCUCAACGAAGGAGGGGAAACACUUAAAAUGGAGUGCAGCUGCAAAGGAGAACUUGCCCUUGCACACCAAGAUUGUGCUGUCAAAUGGUUUAGCAUCAAGGGAAACAAGAUAUGUGAUGUCUGCAAACAAGAAGUUCAGAAUCUGCCAGUGACGUUACUGAGAAUACCAACUCAAACUGCAAACAGGCGGGUAGCAAAUGCUGCUCAGCAGAGAGCAGCUCAACAAUACAGAUUUUGGCAGGACAUUCCAAUUCUGGUGAUGGUUAGCAUGCUUGCGUACUUCUGUUUCUUGGAACAACUUCUGGUUACUAAUUUGCAGUCACGUGCACUGGCAAUUUCAUUGCCUUUCUCAUGCGUGCUAGGCCUCCUUUCUUCAAUGAUAGCAUCAACUAUGGUGUCGAAGAGCUAUCUAUGGGCCUAUGCUUCAUUCCAGUUUGCUAUUGUCAUCCUGUUUGCUCAUAUCUUCUACAAUGUGUUGAGAGUGAAUCCAGUCCUUGCAGUCUUACUCUCCUCAUUCACUGGGUUCGGUAUUGCUAUUAGUACAAACUCUCUGCUAGUAGAGUAUUUGAGGUGGAGAGCUAGAAGGAAUCACCGUUUGGCUCAGCAGGCUGCCAAUGCCGCACAGCAUCAAGAAUCUGGGAAUGAUGGUGCAAAUGACAACGAUGGUGCUAGGCAGCAAGGGCGCGAUGCAAAUUCUGGGAACAAUGCUGUAUGAUUCAGAUUAUGAAAUGUUAUGGGUGUGAACAGCUGUUUUUUUAAAUCUGUACAGUAAGUAUAGCUCAUUCAACUCGGCACCAGUCACAAGGAGCUGAAACCUGGAAAAACGUAUCUUCAUAUGCCACGUGGAGGGUGCUCACGGAUAUAAUUAUACAUCACGUAGAGAUGAACCAAAACAUGAUAUGUUUGUGUAUUAUUAGUCCAAGUAGUUUGACAUCAAAUGUAUGGCUUAUUCAUUCUAAGGUUAAUAGAUCUGAUAUAUUACAGAAGUAUAUCACUAAGUGUGUGCAGCAUAUAGUUGUGAUUUUUCUCUCAAAAAAAAUAUAGUUGUGAUUUGUGAGCAUAGCCCUAUAGAUAUACGUAAAUGAAAUGUAUCUUUCCAGUAUUGAGGAUUGCUAGUCAGCACGGAAGAAAUAUUCAGAUUGAAUUGUGA
Messenger RNA from Sorghum bicolor (sorghum), 2007 nucleotides. RefSeq lists its product as uncharacterized. Bases 121 to 1572 code for a protein of 483 amino acids. The record is from RefSeq and is a predicted model, not a curated record. Lineage: Eukaryota; Viridiplantae; Streptophyta; Magnoliopsida; Poales; Poaceae. The transcript has 9 exons. Gene Ontology annotation, molecular function: zinc ion binding.